UACAAAUAUAGUAGUCCGCGGAGCAUUUUUUUUAUUGCGUGGUCGACACUUCAGACUGAUUCAAGGGAAUCUCGUGGUUGUUAAAGUUAACCGCUUCAUUAUUAACCUGCAGCUCUUUGUAACUUGGAAACUCGGGAGGAGAAUCCAAACAUCUCCCACCGUUACUUAGCUACUCGUCGGCUCGAGUAAGCAACCCCGAAGAAACUUUUCUUCAACUUUUCAGCAACACAAAGUGAAGGCAGCGGCGGGGAGGGGGGGGAGCAAGGUCGGAGCUCUUAUCUCACAGCCUGUCCAGUUAGAGAUUAAUAUUUCAACGGUGUAGGAAAACUAGUUUAACGCAAGGAAAUAAACGUCUCCAUUCAUCCUCAAGUGUCUCACGCGCAGCUUUGUGUUGGUAGCACCUGCAAUCAUGACACGAAGACCGUGCGCGAUGUAUGCGGUCGGGAUCACCUGCGCUGUCCUGCUGGUCGUUGGGAUUGGUUUAGUUGUGGCUCAAGUUUUCCGCACGUUAAUCCACAACCGCCUCAAAAAGGAGAUUGUUUUGGUAGAGGGAAGCCGUGUGUUUGAGUCAUGGAAAACCCCUCCCCCUCCUGUCUACAUGGAGUUUUUCUUCUUCAAUGUGACCAAUGUGAAAGAGUUCUUAGAAGGAGCCAAGCCAGAGGUCAAGCAGGUUGGACCCUACACAUACAGGGAGUACAGGUAUAAGGACAAUGUGAGCAUGUUGGAAAAUAAUACGAAGGUGUCUGCAUACAACACCAAAAGCUUUGUGUUCCUGAGAGAGAAGUCUGUGGGUGACCCAGCUGUGGAUAACAUCACCACUGUCAACAUCCCUGCUUGGGCUGUAAUGACCAAGGUGAAAGGGAGUUUCUGGAAGUCGUCCAUGGUAUCCAUCUGGAUGAACUCUUUUGGUAGUGGUCUCUUCACUACUCGCACUGUGGAUGAAUUGCUGUGGGGAUAUGAAGAUCCCUUGCUGGCCCGUGUCGCUUCCUCCAAUCCUGAGGUGGAAACGGUCUUUGGCCUCAUGUACAAGAAAAAUGGAAGUAACGAUGGAGAAUUUGUCUACCACACUGGGGAGCAGAACUAUAUGGAUUAUGGCCGCGUCGAAACAUGGAAAGGCCAAAGCCAGCUGACCUUCUGGACAUCUAACCAAAGCAACAGCAUCAAUGGAUCAGAUGGAAGUGCUUUCCAUCCUCUGCUGAACAAGAAUGAACGCAUUUACAUCUUCACUCCAGACCUCUGCAGGUCGAUCUACAUGGAGUUUGAGAAAGAUGUAGCGGUGAAAGGAAUCCCAGCCUACCGUUUCACACCACCACGCUCUGUUUUAGCCAGCAAAGAGGAGAACCCGGCGAAUGAGGGUUUCUGUGUCCGCCCAGAAGAGUGCCUGGGAACUGGCCUUCUUAAAGUCAGUCCCUGUCGGAGAGGUGCCCCAGUGGUCGCCUCCUUUCCUCAUUUCUACCUGGCAGAUUCUAAAUAUGUGGCUGCCAUUGAAGGAUUGUCCCCUCAAAGAAAGCAUCACCAAACAUUCCUAGACCUUAACCCGACCACUGGAGUGAUUGUACGUGCAAACAAGAGAGCACAGGUAAACGUCUUGCUCAGCAGAAUUCCUGGAUUCCCGAAAACUAGAGGGCUGAAUGACACAAUCUUUCCCGUUAUGUUCCUUAAUGAGAGUGUGGUGAUUGAUGAUGCAUCUGCAGCAAGAGUACACAAGCUGCUGCUGAUUGUCACUGUAGUGUCUAACUUCCCGCUUAUUAUUGUGGGACUGGGUGGCAUUAUGCUCUUAGUCCUCAUCAUCCUUCUGGUCCAGGCCCGCAAACAGAAGAAUGAAGUUAAGCACAUUGUGUUUACCAAGGCUCUCUAUGCUACCUCCACUGAAGAGGACACUUCUUACUCUCCAGUCAGUGACAAGGAAAAGGAAGACCCUCAAAAUGGAACCUAUAUUGGUUUGACACCUAAAGUUGACCCACAAGCUUGAGGAGGGAGGGGCGGGGUAGAAGGGGGCUUUGUACAUCAACAACCCUCAGAAUUACAAAUAGGGAUUUGGGUUUUCAGGAGAUAAACAAAUCCAUCAUAGAAAAUUGUCAAUAUCACCUUUGUAAUUGGAAAUCUCAGGGGUGGGGGGUUUAGAGGAAGAGGAGGGGAACAUGCUUUUACUCUCAGUCUCAUGUCAUUUGCUGAUAAUGUAAAAUGUAAAAUUAUUGACCACAGUGAGUAGAGAUGGAGAGCACACUUUGAAGUGGUCCUAAACAAACAAAACAGGUGUGGGAUCAAAUUGAUUUUAGGGAUGUGGCCUCAACUAAUUCUCUGUGCCUAGAUUAGAUUCUUGUCUUCAGAUUUUAGCUACUGACUACUAUGUAACAGGGCAUAGAGGGUGAUUUGGGACCAGGGUAAUGAAGUCCACAAACUGUGAGUUUUUAGAUUUUAUAAGUCACUCUCAGGGGGGCUUUGCUUAGAUACUAUCAAACACUAUUAAAGCAGUAGAGAGGAGCAACACAUACACAGAAAGAAUUCUCUUUGUGAAGACACUUAAAUCAAUUCAGUAUUACUAUGUUUCAUUUGCAUUUCAUUCUAAACUAAAUGUUACAGAAUAUUUUAAUGGCUAAUUAUUAUUUUCUAUUCAUUCUCUGUAUUUAGAGGAAUACCUGUGCACAUCAUUAUCACCAUACCUGAAAAACCUUCAGUGUAUGGCAUAUCUUUUGCAUAUAUACAGUGUGAGAUGUGUUAACCUGCUUACAUUCCUCUCAGUGUAUGAUGGGAAUGAAUAUCAGACAAAACGCUGUAUAUAUUGGAUACUAUAUUUUUUGUUUUCUCAUUUUUUGUAAAUGUUCCUGUAGAAAUGUUUGAAUGAGGAACAUCUUAAGUUCGAGCUUCAGAAAUGUCUCCAAGUGCCAUAAUCAGUUACACUUUUAUCAGCCAUCUAAAGCCCUGAAUAUGACAGGAUUUUGUGGUUGAAACAAUGAUUCAUAGACUACUGAAUUUAUGUGUUGACAGUAUUUUUGCCCUGUAUAACUGCUUAUACUAUCUGAUUAUACUAUCUAACAUGGCCAUAUCGUAAUUCAGCUUACUAUCAUUUCAAAAUGAAAUGUGUUUUUUAUGUUUUUGUUAAAGGCCUUACCAGCAUUGUUGGUGCUGAAUAUGACACCCAACAAAUCUUUUUCUUUUUUUUUUCAAUGUAUGUGAAGGAGAAUUCAUGUCAGGUUUCCAGCCAUUGCAACUCAAAACUAAUGAGGGUUCAAUAUGAAGAAACACUGUACUUGUGCUUUUAAAGGAAUCAGUGUUACUGGGUUUAUUUAGCCUUUUAUAGUUUUCACAUUUUUUGUGAAAAGAAUGCCAUGUUGUACCAACAAAUCUACUCUCAAGUGCAUAUUGUUUUCUCGCAGAUACCAAACAAAACUGAGCAUGAAACUGUUUUUAUAGUUUUUGUAUAGCCGGCAGGGUCAAACUGCACUUUGAAAAAGCUAUGCUUGAAUGAUAGAUUGUUGUACAGGGCGACAGCUUUCUCACUCAAGGCUGGUGGAAAUAUUAGAUUUCAGGUGCCAUUUAAUGUAAUAUUGAAAAUGCUGCAGAAUGACUUCAUUUGUGAUGAGCCCAGCUUUUAUUACUGCUAUUAUUCUAGUUCUUAGUAACAUUUUAAGGAUGAAUGAGUUGCUUCAUUUCACCUCGUCAUUACAUGCACUCUAAUAAUCAGCAAUGGAUAUAUCAGACAAUAGUGGAGAAGCUGUAACAUGUUUCAUUUAGAGCUUUUUGUUUCCUUAUUUGAUUUUACUUUUUGCGUUUGAUUGACUUUAAUUCAAUUAUGUACAAUGAGAAAACCAAAUGAAAAUAGAAAAAAAUCAUGCAGAAUCCAUAAUGUAGUGUCAUACAUUCAUGAGAGGGUGAAUGAAUGGAUAAGUCAAUCAUUUUUUUAUGCAAAAAACACAGUAUUACACAAUAUUGGUGUGGUUGAAGAGGAUAAAUUAUUUUGUUACAUUGGUAAAACCAAAACUCAGAAAGCACUAUAUGGACUCUAUACUGGGCUACUUUGUACCACACUUUGAUCACAGAUUGUGUUUAUGAAAUUAUCGUUACUGCUAUAACCACAUAUUCUUCUACUUGUCAACUUGUUUUGAAAUGUUGACUGUUAAUACUGUUUUUACUGUGUACACAAAAAUAAAAGUAGUUUCAGUAAA
This is a messenger RNA of Siniperca chuatsi (mandarin fish), 4166 nucleotides long. It is a transcript of the gene scarb2b, whose product is annotated as scavenger receptor class B, member 2b. Gene Ontology annotation, cellular component: membrane; cytoplasm; lysosome. Gene Ontology annotation, biological process: receptor-mediated endocytosis; protein targeting to lysosome. Lineage: Eukaryota; Metazoa; Chordata; Actinopteri; Centrarchiformes; Sinipercidae. The transcript has 13 exons. The coding region runs from base 410 to 1972 and encodes 520 amino acids. The record is from RefSeq and is a predicted model, not a curated record. Gene Ontology annotation, molecular function: scavenger receptor activity.